AUGAGGGAGUCGAUGCUCUUUUCUGGCUUUCUUCUUGUCCUCCUUGGCCUGGCUCUGCCAGGCACCCAGGGAAAAAUCUUCUCCCGAUGUGACUUGGUGAAGACCCUACAUGAGCACAGCUUUGCGGGCUUUAUGGGCAAAACUGUAGCUGACUGGAUCUGCCUGGUGCAACACGAGAGCAAUUUUAAUACUAAAGCAUUUCAUGACAACGGUGCGAGUCGGGACUACGGGAUCUUUCAGAUCAACAGCCAGUACUGGUGUGAGGAUGGCAAGACCCGUGGAUCCAAGAACGCCUGCCAUACCAGUUGUUCAAAAUUUCAAGACGAUAAUAUCGAGGAUGAUAUGCAGUGUGCCAAGAAGAUUUCUCAAGAGGCUCAUGGUCUCACUCCCUGGUAUGGCUGGGAAAACCAUUGCAAGGGGAAAAACCUGAGUCCCUACGUCGAGGGUUGCUGA
Molecule: messenger RNA, 453 nt
Organism: Apaloderma vittatum (bar-tailed trogon)
Lineage: Eukaryota; Metazoa; Chordata; Aves; Trogoniformes; Trogonidae
Gene: LYZ
Product: lysozyme
Exons: 4
Coding region: 1-453 (150 amino acids)
Molecular function (GO): lysozyme activity
Source: RefSeq, a predicted model, not a curated record